AUUGUUUUUAUUAUUUGUGCUUAUUUGUUUAGGUAUUAUAAGACUAAAAUACAAGAGCUAAAAGCCGAACUGCAGUUGUUGCGUGAAUUUCGCCACCCAAAAUAUUUAGCCGCUGUCCAAAAACUUGAUGCUGCAUACAAGGAAGAACUUGAAUUCGAGGAGACCUCAGAAAAGUUGGAAAAUGAGCGUAUCAUAGCAGAAUACGAACGUGAACAAGAGGCUGCGGAUAAGGAAUUAGAGGAAAGGCUAGCAGAAUUGAUGGAUACGAUGAUUCAGGAAUGUGACGAAAAUAGGAAACAUAUCGAGCAUGAAUUUCAUAAUGCUGACAUCAAUAGUGCAUCGUUUUAUUCAUAUCCUGUUAAUAAAAAAAGUUUGAGAAGACGCCCAAACGAACCGACACCAUUCAGUGAAAAGCGUAUGCGCGCAAAAAAUCCACAACAAGUGAACUACGCGUUAUCUGAAGUAGAUAUUUUAAAUGAUUUAAGAGUAUUGGAUGGAAAUUAUGAGGAUUCAGAACACCGAUUGGAUGAUCAUCAUAAGACUGGUUAUAAUCUGAGAUGUGAAACUUAG
Anisakis simplex (herring worm) is the source of this 570-nucleotide messenger RNA. NCBI's taxonomy places the organism in Eukaryota, Metazoa, Nematoda, Chromadorea, Rhabditida, Anisakidae. The record is from the annotation of a GenBank genome assembly.